CCCACAUUCCGGUUUGUUCGAGAGUCAGUCGUCCCUCUUCUAUCCCAACUACAGUGUACAUAAAGAAUGAAUUUGGGAACAUUCGUUAAACUCGGCUACAUCAUGCUGAUUGUUACACUAAUUUUGAUGUUCUGGUCUGCGAUGGUCAGAAUGCACGAAAUCCAGGUGCAAUAUCCGCCGUGUUUUUUUAACCCGCUCUGCACCUGUUCCAAAGCGAUUCCUGAUCUAGGCAUCGUAUCUUGUCACAACGUGCCAAUGCCUCGAAUCCCUCAACCCAUUAACUCUUCAAAAGUGUUUAUACUCAAACUAGAAAACAAUGGAUUGCACUUUUUGCAACCACAAUUUUUAAUUCAUACGGGUCUAUACAAACUCCAGAUCAAGCACAAUCUUUUGUCAGAUAUACCAGAUGAUGCAUUUGUGGGGCUUGAGAGAUCAUUAUGGGAGCUAGAGUUGCCAUAUAAUCACCUAAUUCACGUGCCUAGCAGAUCUUUUAGACAUUUGCAAAGAUUACGACAGCUGGAUUUAACAGGCAAUCGGAUAUCUGAAAUAACACCUGAUAAUUGGCGAGGUCUCAACACGUCGCUUCAAACCCUUAGACUGGGCAAAAAUUUCAUAGACAGACUUCCAGCGAAUGCAUUCAGUGGCCUGUCGGCCUUGGAAGUUUUAGAUCUUCAUGGAAAUAGCCUGUUAGAAAUUGAUGCAACGGUGUUCAAAGAUGGAAUUGAUUUUCUCACGCACCUUUAUCUGAAUGAUAAUCAACUGAAUAAUGUGCCGUAUGCACAGCUCUCCACCUUAAAACACUUGCGAUACUUGGAUCUUAGUCACAAUAGAAUAUCAAGGAUGUUAAAUCCACAGAUUGAAAAUGAGAUUCGUGGGAUGCAAAUGUCUUUGGAUGAACUACGCUUGGAUUACAAUCAAAUUAACAACCUUCUACCAGGCGCGUUUCAGCAUUUUCGUAGAGUUAACAAAACGUACCUUGACGGUAAUCCACUCACUAUCAUACAGGAAGGAGCGUUCAAAGAUUCAAAAAUGCGUGAACUCUACUUAGGCGAUUGUGAUCUGAUGGAGGUAUCGAGUCCUGUCUUCAUGGGAUUAGAACCUUCUUUAGAACUACUUGAUUUAACUGGAAACAACAUUACGGAACUUCCUGUUCACUUGUUCAGAGAUUUUGACUAUCUGAGAACCUUUAUGUUCAGGGAAAACAAAGUUGAUGCACUUACGCAAGGUGAAGAUUUCAACGAUUUUCAAUAUUCGUUAUACAACUUGGAUUUAAGCGGCAAGAAAAAUCGCAUAAUAUCUUUACAAAGUUUGAAGGAAAUGAGAAAUCUACGCUUCAUAUCUUUGUCCCGAAUGCCUAAGUCUACAUUGUCACCGGAAGACUUCUUAGACUUUGGAAUGGAUUUAAAAGAACUCAGAAUAAUUCAAAGCAAUUUGGAUACAAUCAAAAAUCAUGCGUUUAAGCAUGUUCGAGGAAUAAAAUAUCUCGAUUUUUCGGAAAACUCAAUUUUGACUAUUGAGGAUGACGCAUUUGCCGAAGUAGGGCAUUCGCUUCUAACGCUCCAAAUUUCACAUGGCCUCUCUUCGUCGGUUACAAAUCUUCCAGCAAACCCACUGAAAUCUUUGACGAACCUACAGCACCUUGAUUUUAGCAAUAAUAGAAUACAAAAUAUGCCUGAAACAGCUUUUCAUUUCUUGAAAAGAAUUAGGCGUAUUGAUUUGCAAGAUAAUACAAUACAAAGUAUACAAAAGGGUACAUUCCAGGGUGACAUUCAUUCUAUCCUUGAUGAAAUAAACUUGGCGUUCAAUGAAAUCAAAUUCAUCGGCAGUAACAGUUUCGUAGAUCUACCUUCCCUGACAUUUCUAAAUUUACAAGAUAAUUCCAUUGAUAAAAUUGAACGGCGGGCAUUCAUUAAUAUGAACCGAUUGAAAUACAUCAAUCUUCGGGGUAACAAAAUCAAGGAUAUAACAGAUGAAGCAUUUCAGAACUUGCCUGAUCUUGAAUUAAUGGAUUUGGCUUACAACCAAUUACAUGAACUAGAUUUCAUGUCUUUUGAUCAAGUAGGGACGCUAUCGUCGUUCAAAGUGAAUGCUAGCUACAAUAAAAUUCAAAAACUGUGGAUCAACAGUACGACUUUCACACCACAAACUAAUAUCGGAGGAAUUAUACAAUCGAACAUAAAAGUUCUCGAUUUGAGUCACAACAACAUCUCUGACAUAAUGAGGUACUAUUUCAGACCCGUUGAAUUUUCACUCACGCAUCUAUACCUGAGUCAUAACAAAUUACUAAAUGUUACUCAGCAUGUCUUUGGAAAUAUGCCACACCUUCAAUGGCUCGAUUUAAAUUUUAAUGACUUGAUGGACAUAAACUUCGACUGCUUCAAAAAUACAAGAAACCUCCAGAUUCUACUGAUGGCUUGGAACGAGAUCACCGAGAUUCCUGUGGAAUCGUUUCGAUCCCUAAAGAAAUUGCGCAUAGUAGAUUUGUCACACAAUAAAUUGCGAGCAUUGCCAGAUAAUUUAUUCACCGAAGGAAACCUAGAGAGUUUAGAUUUGUCUCACAAUCAAUUCAUGCGACUCCCAAUGAAGAGUAUGUCUCCGUCUGCUGCUGCAUCCUUGUCCAAACUCGAUAUGUCGUGGAACGUAUUAGCUGGACUGCACAAUACCGAUGCUAUAUUCAGAUUUAGGGAUAUGACUUGGUUGGAUUUAUCAUACAACAGGCUAGUGAGGCUUGAUGAUGGAGUAUUCUCAGAGUUGGCCAUGUUAUCUUACCUCGAUUUGAGUCAUAAUAAAGAAAUAAUUUUGGAAUCUCAUGGCAAAAGUUUUCACGGUUUAGAAGACACGUUACUGACUCUUGGACUUAGUAACAUGUCCCUGUACAUGGUUCCAGAACUGCCGCUUCGUCGUUUGAGGACACUGUAUUUGGCACAUAACAAACUUUCAUCUAUACAGUCAGAUAUGGCUGCCAACAUGACGUCGCUCCGCCACUUGGAUCUUAGUUACAACGAACUGUCUACUGUCCCACUGAUAACUCACACACUUCCUGAGCUUAGGUCUCUAAAUCUUGCUGGAAAUCCUAUCACUAGCAUUACGAAUACAAGUUUCUUGGGUCUCGCCGAUAGCCUUGAAGAGCUUGAAAUCCGAAGACUACCUCUCGAUGUGUUUGAAGCAGGAGCAUUGUGUAAAGCAUCCAAACUUCGCAACUUACACAUAACAGUGUUUAAGAAAGUGAAGAAUUUUAAUUUACCUAACAUAUUAAAUUACAAUCAUGGUCUUCGAAGUUUACAUGUUGAGGUUGAUCACGACAUUAACUUAGAAAAAGAAAUGAGGGGCACAUUCCCAGCCAAGCUGUACAAUAUGACUCUUAGCGGUAAAGCUCUGACAACGAUACAUAAGGAUAUAUUUCAGGGUAUUCGAAACUCACAACUACACUUUACACUACAUAAUACAAGCGUCAAAAUAGUCCCUCGUGAAUUAUUCACUAACACAGGGAGUGUAAGAAACAUAUCAAUUGAUUUCCAUAAUAAUCAUAUUGGAUCUAUCGGAAACCCAUCGUCUGGCCAUAAACCGGGUAUACCAGGAAAAACUUUCCUCACAAAGCUUAGAUUAUCUGGAAGUCAUCUGAAUUGUGAUUGUGAAAUUGGGUGGAUCGAGAUGUGGCAGCGAAAGCAGAGGCAAUAUUACGAAGAUGAGUGCGGCACAUAUACUGAUCAUAUUUCUGAACCUGACGAAAAUGACAAAUAUAAUUGCUGGGAUAAUGGUUGGGACGACGAUCUUCGUGAGACGUUUUGCCUGAAUAAAAAUAAUAUCUCUCUCCUGGAAGCACUCAAAACUGAUCUUGAAUGUGGCUGGGGAUCAGCUAAUGCACCAAUUUUAACUAAUGCCGUAGUGGUCUUUUCAAUCCUUAUGGUGAAUGUGUUCUGAAUUCUAAAUCUUAAUAGAUUAUUUUAAUGCACUAACAUCAUGAUAGACAGUAAUCGUAUUAGCAAAACUUUACACUUCAGACCCACUCCGAUGAGAACCAUUAUUCAUUUCCAUUUAAAAAAUCAAACAAUACCCAGUACCAAUAAUCAACUAACAGCAUUUUGGACAGUGAAACCAAAUCAUUCAUGUAUUAUAAUAAUGAUCUAAAAUAAAUAUGUCGUGCGUAAAAAUUAGAUCUAGACAUUGAUAUUGUAUCGGACUAAACAAAUUUUUAUUAGCGGACAAACGAUUUAAUUUUAACUUAUAAUUUACCUCCAAACGAUUUUGAAAUAAUGCGUGAAAUAUGCGUACUGCUCGGUAAUCAAACAUAUAUAUUAUAAAAACAAAAAAAAACCC
This is a messenger RNA of Neodiprion fabricii, 4317 nucleotides long. RefSeq names its product chaoptin (gene chp). The transcript is spliced from 17 exons. Bases 67 to 3921 code for a protein of 1284 amino acids. The record is from RefSeq and is a predicted model, not a curated record. Lineage: Eukaryota; Metazoa; Arthropoda; Insecta; Hymenoptera; Diprionidae. Gene Ontology annotation, molecular function: protein binding. Gene Ontology annotation, cellular component: extracellular matrix.